AAAACCGAGUGCGGUGCUUUAGCAAUCCAGAUGUUGAAAUAGACUCGGAAAAGACAGCCAAGGACACCACAAAAUCUGUCUGCAUUUGAGCUGUUUACUCCUUUGCCUGGAAACUUCCUAAAGAACUCACUGAACGAAAAAAUUAAAAAGGGAAGACUCACUCUCCAAGCCUGCAUGCAAGCGCCGGCAGCUGCUUAAUGUAGGGAUAGCAGCUACCACUGACAUUGGAGCUUUAUGUUGGCUAAUUUAAUAUUUUUGUAAGUUUUGUUAAUUUAAUUAUUUCUUGUUGCACCUGAUACGUCACCUCGUUGAAAUACUUGGGAUGGAAAGGAUUAAAAAGGUUUUGAUCUAAUAAGAUAUUCAGACAGAUAAUUCACUGCUUUGCAGGAAAAUUACUGUAUAGUCUACAUUACCAACAAGAGGAUAUCAUGGCUCUUCUUCACUUGUUGGCAGCUGUAAUGUUUUCAUUGCCCCUUUGUGAUGCGUUCUUUAUGGGACCUUUGUACCCCGAGAUGUCCAAUGGCACUUUCCAUCACUAUUUUGUUCCGGACGGCGAUUAUGAGGAAAAUGACGACCCGGAAAAAUGUCAAAUGCUCUUUAAAAUGACAGACAACAGAAAAUGCGGAAUGGAUGAAGACCAGGAUUCGGUCAUCCGGGACGAUUUCACAAUCAUUAAGCGACACAUAGAAGACGCGGCAAGAGUAUUGGAAGGAGUUGGGAAAAGCAUCUCUUACGACUUGGACGGGGAGGAAAGCUAUGGGAAAUAUCUGAGACGGGAGACAACGCAAAUCGGCGAGGCUUUCACUAACUCCGAGAAAUCCCUGCUGGAGUUGGAGGUGAAAUUCAAGCAGAGCCAGGAAAACGAACUCAGAGAGGAGCACCGAAUCAACGACGACUUUCUGAGCAUGAUUGUUCAUACCAGAGAUGUGCUGAAGGAAACAUUAGACAUCUCUCUUGGGCUGAAAGACAAGCACGAGCUGCUCUCUCUAAUUAUCCGCAGUCAUGGGACCCGGUUAAGCCGACUAAAAAACGAGUACAUGAAAGUAUAAUAGGCUUUACAAAAACGAUGAUGUGGGGAAAUACUUUCUUUAACCUAUAUUUGCUCUUCGCCAAAUACAUAAAUUACUAAAAGGAAGAUUCUGCGCUUGUUUUUACUGAGCUGUAAAAAUAAACGGAAGAUUCCAGCAAUGCAGUCGCUACUAACAAAAUGAAACAUUUAAUUUAUUAGCCAGGCGAAGCAGUAAUCUGCUUGAGGACAGAUUAUUGGUCAUCUUGUUCUGACCUUUUUUUUCUAUUUUGCGCCUGUUAAAACCAUGAGUAUAUUUAUACUAGAUAAUUGUGCUAGAUAUUAUUAUUAUUAUUCGGGCUAUUGCAAUUUUUUGAGAGGGCUGUUGCACGUCUGCGGUUUGACACAAAUUCAAGGCCACCUUCACUCGAGAUAACAUCUUAGAUGCAAACAUAUUUUAGAGGAUACACUCGAAUUCGGUAUUAAAAUAGUAUGUGAAGUGGUCGAGUUUCUGUGUGAUCGCUGAAGCCAAAACGAAAAUAACGAAUUAGAACCGGUUUGCAGGUAGGACUUAAUGUUUAGGGGAACUUAGUUAUUCAAAGCAAAUCCCUUUGCUGACUACAGAAUACAUCAAAAUCCUAAUGUUGGCGGUUCAUGUUGCAUUUUUUUUUCACUUGCUUAGUUCUGGUCGUUUUAUAGAAACCUAUAAUGGAUUUCUAAUGACCAAAGAGGUACUUUUAAAUAAUUCCGACUUAAAUGCAGAGCUUUUGUAAUAUUUUCCUAGGAAACAUGCCACCUCACAGUUUUACU
Megalops cyprinoides (Indo-Pacific tarpon) is the source of this 1816-nucleotide messenger RNA. RefSeq names its product fin bud initiation factor. The transcript has a single exon. The record is from RefSeq and is a predicted model, not a curated record. Bases 429 to 1049 code for a protein of 206 amino acids. NCBI's taxonomy places the organism in Eukaryota, Metazoa, Chordata, Actinopteri, Elopiformes, Megalopidae.